AUUCUUAGAGCUUCUGGUUCAUUUCUGUUGGGGUCACUGAACCUGAAACUAUAAGCAAGAUGAUCGGGUAUCUAUAUCUGAAGAUAUUUUAGUGUUUGAAGCCGAUCAAUGUUUGGAUGUUCUUUUUAUUAAGGAGGUGGCGUAGAGUGGUUUAUUUUAUUUAUUUUUUCGUAGCUAUUUAACAGUAAUUUUCUGCGAGAUAUAUUGUAUGGUUUGGUAGCUCCUAGCAUAUACAGGGCCAUGAAAACGCGCGCGCGAAUUUGCUGAUAUACUGAUUAAUGUAAAAGUCUUGUCAUAAGAUACUUCUAAGCAUCAAGUUUUAUUUAUGGGAUCUUCUUGAAAUGUAUUGACUGCAAAUGGUGUUUAAUCAUGAGAUCGUUGGAGACUGGAGGCAACAGAAUGUUGGAAUUAGACAUAGAUAUUGGCUUAGCAAAGUCAGAGGUUUGCUGGGAUUCAUUUGACUCGCACUGAUUAAUAUACACGGCUGAAAUAGAGUGCAUGUAUUCAUAUUUGGGUUAUUGAAAUCACUAGAUAUUUCCUGAAUGGGAGGAGUUUGUUCUAGGAAGCAAGAGCAGGACGUUGAAGAUAGUCCUCAAGAAGGGCUUUCACGGAAAAAAUAUUGCAAAAGUGGGAGUUUGAAAUGGCUCACAUCGUCAUUUUCUAAUCCUAGGAUGAAUUUCCACUUACAAAAUGGAGAAUGUCCAUCACUGUUGGACUUGUGCAUCCACAGAAUAAGUCAGGAUAUUGAUAGAUAUAGCUCGAUGUCUAUGCUCCCACGGGAUAUAAGUCAGCAAGUUUUUAUAGAAUUGGUGCGUUGCCAUCGUCUAACUGCUGCUUCCCUUGAAGUCUUUCGAGAUUGUGCUCUCCAGGAUCUUUACUUGGGAGAAUAUGAUGGGGUGAAUGAUAGUUGGAUGGAUGUCAUUUCAUCACAAGGGUCGUCUCUACUUUCUGUGGAUCUUUCUGGUUCAGAUGUCACUGAUUAUGGGCUGACUUAUCUAAAAGAUUGCAAAAAUCUCCUAGCCCUGAAUCUUAAUCAUUGUGACCACAUUUCAGACUAUGGUCUUAAAUACAUCAGUGGUCUGACAAACUUAACUAGUCUGAGUUUUAGAAGAAACAAUUGGAUUUCUGCUCAAGGAAUGCGUAGCUUUUCUGGUCUUGUUAACUUGGUCAAGUUGGAUUUGGAGAGAUGUCCUGAGGUUCAUGGAGGCCUUGUUCAUCUCCAAGGCUUAAUCAAGUUGGAAUCUCUCAAUUUGAAGUGGUGUAAUUGCAUAACCGAUGCUGACAUGAAGCCUCUCUCAGAGCUUGCAAAUUUGAAAAGUCUUGAGCUUUCGUGCAGUAGAGUUACUGAUCUUGGCAUCAGUUUUCUAGAAGGAUUACAGAAGCUUUCAAUGUUAAAUUUGGAAGGAUGCCUGGUAACAUCUGCAUGUUUGGGUUCUCUCGCAGAGCUUCCUGCACUGUCAAUCUUGAAUCUUAAUAGAUGUAACCUUUCAGACAAUGGAUGUGAAAAGCUUUCACAACUGAGAAACUUGAAGGUGUUAAACUUGGGAUUCACUGAUAUCACCGAUGCAUGCUUAGCACACGUGCAAGGAUUGACAAAGUUGGAGAGCUUGAUCCUAGAUUCAUGUAAAGUUGGUGAUCAUGGAUUGGCCAACUUGGCAGGCCUUCAGAAAUUGAAAUGUUUGGAAUUGUCUGAUACGGAAGUUGGAAGCAAUGGGUUGCGUCACAUAUCAGGAUUGUCUAGCCUGGAGAAAAUAAACCUGUCAUUCACUGAGGUUAAUGAUAUUGGCUUAAGGAAAUUGCGUGGCCUCUCAUGUCUAAAGUCUCUAAAUUUGGAUGCUCGCCAUAUUACUGAUGCUGGAUUGGCAGCUCUUACAAAUUUGACUGGCCUUACUGAUCUUGAUUUGUUUGGAGCAAGAAUAACAGAUUCUGGAACUAACCAUUUGAAAAACUUCAAGAACCUAAGGUCCCUGGAAAUAUGCAGUGGAGGCUUGACUGAUGCUGGUGUGAAGAACAUCAAAGAACUUACAUCUCUGAUGUUCUUAAAUUUAUCACAAAACGGCAACCUUACAAACAAAAGCCUGGAGUUGAUUUCUGGCCUGACUGGGUUGAUAUCUUUGAACGUUUCAAAUUCUCGCAUCACCAGUGCUGGGUUGCGGCAUUUGAAAACGCUCAAGAACUUGAGAUCUCUGACCCUGGAAUCAUGUAAAGUGACUGCAAAUGACAUCAAGAAACUUCAAUCCACAGAUCUACCAAAUCUGGUCAGCUUUCGGCCUGAGUAGGCAGAGAACCACCCCUCCCCCCCUCUUCCCUCCCCCCGGGGCUCUGUGAUAUGUUUGUAUAUAUGUAUAUACGGUAAUGAUUGGAAGGUGGUACUGGAAGAAGAGCUUAAAUUGUACAGAGAUUAAUGGAUGGCGUCUUCUCGUGGUCUCAGGCUUUUCUUUCAUAUUAUCAUGAUGUGUUACAUAGCUCGUGGCAAUUGGCAAGUAAUCUCUGUAAUAAGAUGACGGGUGAUUUCUGUCAUUACCCGAUCUACUGCGCAGACAGCAAUAAAGAGUUGGAUUUUAAAUUUUUUUAUU
Neltuma alba is the source of this 2576-nucleotide messenger RNA. RefSeq names its product F-box/LRR-repeat protein 14. Gene Ontology annotation, molecular function: protein binding. Bases 543 to 2279 code for a protein of 578 amino acids. The record is from RefSeq and is a predicted model, not a curated record. Gene Ontology annotation, cellular component: SCF ubiquitin ligase complex. Gene Ontology annotation, biological process: SCF-dependent proteasomal ubiquitin-dependent protein catabolic process. Lineage: Eukaryota; Viridiplantae; Streptophyta; Magnoliopsida; Fabales; Fabaceae. The transcript has 17 exons.